This is a messenger RNA of Venustampulla echinocandica, 1230 nucleotides long. RefSeq lists its product as uncharacterized. NCBI's taxonomy places the organism in Eukaryota, Fungi, Ascomycota, Leotiomycetes, Helotiales, Pleuroascaceae. The record is from RefSeq and is a predicted model, not a curated record. The coding region runs from base 1 to 1230 and encodes 409 amino acids. The transcript has a single exon.
AUGAUCUUGAGAUCAAAACGAGAGAUUAGACCUUUGGUAAGCAUCGAGCGACCCUCUCCUUCUCUUCCACCAUCGCCUUCUCGAAUUCAAAAGCAUCCUCGAAUACGAAAGGCUAGACUUACGCACUAUAACCUCAAGAGAUUCGAGCAAGAACUGGCCAAGAAUAGGAAAAUCAGCGGGACAGAGUCGCGGUCGGGCACUUCCAGUAGCUCUAGCAAGGCCAAAAACACUACGACGGCGGACAAGAAGUUUGGGGAGCGGCUGUGGGAGAAUGGAGUCCGUUUUGAACACCCACACGCACAGCCGCCAAAGGAUCUGGCCGAAGUCAAGCAAUACUUGGAUAAAGACCGAGAAUCCCAAUCGGCUAACGGAGACGACUGUCAAGAAUAUCUUGACGAAAUUGCUCAGGCUGAUAACGAGGAUACAGUAACAACAAAUGUUUGGCCCCUUCUUGCCAAGAAACCCCGCAACCGGGACCUUUUUGGAUACAAUCAAAAUACAAACUUCCAGUGGACUGAAGUGGAAUCUGCCAUCAUAGCGAACAUAUCGGAUCCAAAGCCAGAUAUCUCUGAGAGCUUUCGGCACAACCAAUAUCCUCCCGAAGCCGCCGAGGCACUUGGACCUGCUCUGGCACCAACGUUAUAUAGUGCUGCUAUCCCCAAGUUCUGCGUUGAACUGAAAGGUCCUGAUGGCUUGAUACCAUCCGCCACAAAGCAGGCUGCAUAUGAUGGUGCAGUCAUGGUUGACGCCGCCUGGGAAGCCCACCAGUUCAUGUCUAAGCCUGCCGACGAGUUUCUCGGCAAUACGCAGGCAUUGACCGGAGCCGUCAAUGGUUCGUACCUUCACAUAUAUGCGAACCAUGCCAUUUCUCCACAAACUGAUGCGACGAACUACGUGGCGGCCUCCGGAACCAUUGCUCAUCGUGAAAAGCUCCAGUACCAUCAAUUUCCCCUCAACGGCGUACUGCCAAGUGAGUCUCUAGAAGACUUCAAAAAGGCACGAAAAACGGUCCGAAAUGCACAAGAUUGGGCUCGAGAGAGGGCAGCUCAGAGUAAGGAUGCUCUCCACGCACGUGUCGACGCCAUGCAUACUGCUGCUGCUACCGCUACCGCUGCUGCCGUCCCUGUUCUGGCAGCUGAGCUCACCCCUCCAUGGUUACCUGCUGGCAAAGGGAAGCAAUGGAAGAGAAGACAGGAUGACAAUACACCUAUUUAUGGUGUGUCGCUAUGA